This is a messenger RNA of Meloidogyne enterolobii, 531 nucleotides long. Lineage: Eukaryota; Metazoa; Nematoda; Chromadorea; Rhabditida; Meloidogynidae. The record is from the annotation of a GenBank genome assembly.
AUGAACUCUGGAUCAAGAUUAGAUGUCAGAAUUCGCUUAACUAAAUAUUAUGUUUGGGCAUCUAUCUUAAUUAAUCAGAAUGAACAUUUUUUACACAAAUUUUGGCCUGAGAAAUGGUGGGAAGGAAAGUUUUUUAAUGAAUCUGAAGUGUAUAUUGAUAUAUCUGGUGAUUUUGUCAUAUUUACACCUGUAUAUAUUGGACAAGAUAAUACCGAAGAAUUCAACGAGUUUGCUGGUAUUUUUAAUCAUAUAAUCGAAAUGCCAUAUUCAUUUGAACCGGAAGAAACUGUUUCUAAAGAAGUGCAUCAUAAAUUUAUUUUUAUGAUCGAGCCUGAUGCAUCUGAGUUUUAUAUACGACUGAUGCAUGGAGAGCAUGAUGAGAAUAAAUACAGUAAUUAUUUAGCAAUAUUAAAACAUAAAAUUAGUUUUGAAGUUGGUAGAACUGUUUAUGGAUUGUAUGUCAACCUUACCGAAAAUACAAUCACAACUUAUUCAAUGGAUGUGAGGAAAUUUUGUUUUAAAAAAAUUUAA